AUGCCGCGCCGACAAGGUCUUCGCCUCACGAUGAGCUCUGGAGCAUCGAACAACCGACACUUUGGGAUCAGAGGAUUGCCCAAAGCAUGCGUCUGCGGCCGGCCAAUUGUGCUUUGGGACUCCAAAACACAAGACAAUCCUGGCCGCCCUUUCUACAAGUGCGAGACACAGAGAAAUGAUCACUACUUUAGAUGGGUAGAAGAAUGCAUGCUAGAGGAAAUUCAAGAUGUUGUCGCCAAAAUCGAGAAGCCAGAGUUCCAUAUCGGUUCGAGUAGCUCAGAUCUGGCCGGAAUGAAAAAGCUUGUGCAACACUUAUCUAACACUACAAAGCAGCUUUCACGGGAUGUCAAGAGAUUGAAGAUUAUUGCAAUCUCCUCCACCGGAUUACUAGCAUCAGUCAUUGCUGCGAUAGCAUACUUCAACUUUAGAUAA
This is a messenger RNA of Microthlaspi erraticum, 432 nucleotides long. NCBI's taxonomy places the organism in Eukaryota, Viridiplantae, Streptophyta, Magnoliopsida, Brassicales, Brassicaceae. The record is from the annotation of a GenBank genome assembly.